CGGCGAUCUCCGUGAUCGCUGUGUCCUACGGACACAGCUGAUCACGUGAUGUGGUAAAAGGCCAAUCACACCGGCCUUUUACCACGUGAUCAGUGGUGUCCAAUGACACGCUGAUCAGAGGGAAAUGCAAGUGCCGGGCACUGAUGAUCAGUGCCCUGAUGAUCUGUGCCCAGCAGUGCCACCCCGCAAGUUCCGCCUACCUGUGCCCUGCAGUGCGCCCACUAGCUCCACCCACCUGUGCCCAGCAGAUCACCCACCUGUGCCCACCUGUGCAGCAGUGCACCCACCUGUGCCC
Messenger RNA from Staurois parvus, 295 nucleotides. The record is from the annotation of a GenBank genome assembly. Lineage: Eukaryota; Metazoa; Chordata; Amphibia; Anura; Ranidae.